CAUUUACGUCAAAGUCUUGUGGUCACUGUUGUGUAUCAAGUAUGUUAAAACAGGUGACUUUCUUCCUCUGGUUGGAUCUCCUUGGGCUGUCCAUUGGGGCCACUGCCCAAAAAAAUCUUGCCCUACAUGGAAAAGCUACCCAGUCGUUUAUACAUGACAUCGGUCAUGCCUCCAAUGCCAUUGAUGGAAACCGAAAUUCACAAUAUGAGGCUGGAUCCUGCUCUCACACUACCACUCAAGCGUACCCCUGGUGGAGAGUGGACCUGCUUGACACGUACAUCGUCACCUCAGUCACCAUCACCAACAGAAAUACUUUUCAUGAGAAGCUCAAUGGGGCUGAGAUCCGUAUCGGAAACCAUAUAGAGAUUGAUGGCAUUGAAAACCCACUGGCUGGGGUCAUUAACUUCAUUCCAGCAGGCAGAUCUCUCACCCUUAGGUGGGUCAAAGGUGUAGAGGGACGGUAUGUGACUGUAGUUCUACCUGGGACAGGAAAAACUCUGACUCUUUGUGAAGUUGAGGUUUAUGGGUACCCCGCUCCAACUAGAGAUAAUUUGGCUUUACAAGGAAAAGCUUCGCAGUCGUCAAUCCAUUCAACAGGAAUUGCAUACAAUGCUAUAGACGGGAACCGUGCCAGUAAAUGGGCACAGGCCUCCUGCACCCACACUGCCGCAAAUUUGAACCCCUGGUGGAGGCUGGACCUGCGCAAGACCUACAAAGUUUUUUCUGUUGUAAUCACUAAUUAUGAGUCACCCGCUAGACUCAAUGGGGCUGAAAUUCGCAUUGGAGAUUACCUCAACAACAACGGCAAUAACAAUCCCAGGUGUGCAGUGAUAUCUUCAAUUCCUGGUGGCUUUACUCAGACAUUCCAUUGUAAUGGGAUGGAGGGUCGCUACGUCAACGUGGUCAUUCCGGGAAGGACAGAUUAUCUGAUAUUGUGUGAGGUGGAGGUGUAUGGGUCACCCCUCAACUAAAAUGUUGAUAGUUCUGACUGAGUCUUUCAGCCUUUUAUCAGAUUCACUCAGACUCACUACUCAGUCAAAUCAGUAACAUGGUAAAAUAAUUGGCAUGAAUUCUGAUGUUUACACAUCGUUUUUACUUUCAUUCCUUUUCACUCGGAACACAGUUUUUUUUCAUCAUUAAGUUUAAACUACUAUAAACUACUCGAAAGAUGAUUCAUGAUACCAAUCAAGCAAAAUUGACUUGGUGCUGUCUUCAAAAAAUAUUUUAGCACACAUUUAUAUUAACAAUGUUUUGCUUUAUCUUGCAAUAGUUAUUAUAUUUAUACUUCUAUUGUUUGGUUAAGAAUGAUGUGACUCAUUGUAGUUAAGAAGCAUAUUACAUGUACAAAAGCAAAAUACCCAAAAUUUUGACAAAUAAUGUUGAAUUUAUUACAUGGAUGAAAUUUGUUUAAAUAAGUAGCAUUUUUUUCUGAAACCACCAUGGUACUAUUUUAUCAUGUUGAUAAGAUACUGAUUUAGCGCAGAGCGGGAUUUUAAAAGGACGAAGCGUUGCCCUAUGUCCCGCUACAAUUUCACUCCAGGAAUGCUCACGCCACGUGUCUGAAGCAUGCCCAAGCCCGACCCAGUAUCCAUCUGUGUCCUGCCCAGUCAUCAACAGUAGACUAUUUUCAGUAAAAAAAAAACACCUCAAUAAUAGGGGGUUAAAUAUUGGCCAAACAACCAAAACGAAUUCCCAUAUGGUUUAAAAGAAUCCUGCUAAAUUUGCCUGAAAACGCCUAAACAGCAUACCCAAAGUAAAUUGAAAGCUGUUCUUGAACCAUUUGGAGUACGGGCAUGUUUUAUUCUAGUGAAAUGGGCCUUAGAGUUGAGACAUCAUUAUGAUUGGGCAUUAUGACAUUAUUAUUUGUAAGGAUUGGACAUAACCUUGUGCCAGUUGAUAAUUUCACAAUCUGCAAAGAGUUAAACCUUAGCUGGUUUGACACAUAACAGAUUCUUAAUUCUUAGCUUCAUUGUACCAUCCAAACAAGCUUCAUUAUGGCUAAGGGAGUUAAAACACUGUAAAAAAAAAAAUCACUGCAAACUGCAAAAACAACGAAAUGGUCAAGUGUUUUUUCAUGUCUUUUACCCUCAUUACAUUUUAGAAAAUCUUGCCCUACAUGGAAAAGCUACUCAGUCGUUUAUACAUGACAUCGGUCAUGCCUCCAACGCUAUUGAUGGAAACCGAAAUUCACAAUAUGAGGCUGGGUCCUGCUCUCACUACCACUCAAGCGUACCCCUGGUGGAGAGUGGACCUGCUUGACACGUACAUCGUCACCUCAGUCACCAUCACCAACAGAAAUACUUUCCAUGAGAGGAUCAAUGGGGCUGAGAUCCGCAUCGGAAACCAUAUA
Osmerus eperlanus (European smelt) is the source of this 2350-nucleotide messenger RNA. RefSeq names its product fucolectin-1-like. The transcript has 7 exons. NCBI's taxonomy places the organism in Eukaryota, Metazoa, Chordata, Actinopteri, Osmeriformes, Osmeridae. The record is from RefSeq and is a predicted model, not a curated record. The coding region runs from base 42 to 971 and encodes 309 amino acids.